This is a messenger RNA of Anoplopoma fimbria (sablefish), 762 nucleotides long. RefSeq names its product fibroblast growth factor 12-like. The record is from RefSeq and is a predicted model, not a curated record. Gene Ontology annotation, molecular function: growth factor activity; fibroblast growth factor receptor binding. The transcript has 5 exons. Gene Ontology annotation, cellular component: cytoplasm. Gene Ontology annotation, biological process: cell differentiation; positive regulation of gene expression; animal organ morphogenesis. Lineage: Eukaryota; Metazoa; Chordata; Actinopteri; Perciformes; Anoplopomatidae. Bases 1 to 762 code for a protein of 253 amino acids.
AUGGCGGCGGCCCUCGCCAGCUCCCUGAUCCGACAGAAGCGUCAGGCCCGCGAGUCCAACAGCGAAAAGGUCACGACCAACAAGAGACGCACGAGUCCCACCAAAGACCCUCGCUCUAUUUGUGAGAGACACAUCUUCAGCGUCUUCAGCAAAGUUCGCUUCUGCAGCGGGAAGAAAAGACCCGUACGGCGGAAACCAGAGCCGCAGCUGAAGGGCAUCGUGACGCGUCUCUUCAGUGAGCAGGGUUUCUUCCUGCAGAUGCAGCCUGAUGGAGCCAUCAGUGGAAACAAGGACGAGAACAGCGACAACACUCUCUUUAAUCUGAUCCCGGUAGGUUUGAGGGUUGUGGCCAUCCAGGGAGUGAAGGCUGGACUCUAUGUGGCCAUGAACGCAGAGGGAUUCCUCUAUACAUCAGAUGUGUUCACAGCGGAGUGUAAGUUCAAGGAGUCGGUGUUUGAGAACUACUACGUCAUCUACUCGUCCACGCAGUACCGGCAGCACGAGUCGGGCCGGGCCUGGUUCCUGGGCCUCAACAAGGACGGAGUCAUCAUGAAGGGGAACCGCGUGAAGAAGACCAAACCCUGCUCACACUUUGUCCCCAGACCCAUCGAAGUCUGCAUGUAUAAGGAGCCGUCGCUUCACGAGCUGGAGGAGAAGCUGCUGAAGUCGUCGCGGAGCCCGACGAUCAACAGCGAGGAGCGGAGGGUGAUGAAGCAGCAGGAGGAGGAGCAGGAGGACCUCACAGAGCAGGACGGCUCAUAG